Molecule: messenger RNA, 1326 nt
Organism: Aureobasidium melanogenum CBS 110374
Lineage: Eukaryota; Fungi; Ascomycota; Dothideomycetes; Dothideales; Saccotheciaceae
Exons: 2
Coding region: 1-1326 (441 amino acids)
Source: RefSeq, a predicted model, not a curated record
AUGGCCGACGGAAAACCAAAGCGAUCGCUGUUCAAACGCCCAACGUGGGCGGCGGCUACACCCACCGCUGCUUCAGCCUCUCCAGACCCGACUGCGAAGCCAGAAGAGCCGACAGACAUUUUCAGCCAUUCGCAUACAUUCAGCGAGCUUGUCGAGGAUCGUCAACGCCAACGUCAAAGAAAGAAAAGCGACAAGGAUCUUCUAAGGCGAAGUCAGAACAGCGAAACAAAAGAGGAGGAAUCACGAGCGGGCAAGCGCCGGCGCAUAAGUGAUGAGGAUGGCUCUGAGCUUCCUACCAAGAUCAAACCCAAGGCAUCAGAAAGAGAGACGUCGGUACAAGCACCUGCUGGAUCAGAAAACUUUGCGACAGCUCCUACACCACAAAAAUCACGACCGCGACAAGAGACGGUAAUAGAGCUGCUGGACGACUCGGACGACGAUGCGCCUGUGAGCCACAACAAUGCCUCGAACGAUGAGGUCCGCUCGAACGUUAACAGUCUUGAACCUACACCUGCAGCAGAGGCAGACCCAGACGAGGACGAGGACGCCGUGUACUACUCGGAUCCGGACAUCCGCGAAUAUGCCCGUAAAGCUCGCGAGAAACGACGGCAAGAGGAGCGAGAGCGGAACGAGAAUGGUGUUCAUGAUCCAACUGUCAAACUGCUCAUCACCUCGCCAUUACCUGGCACUGGACCUCUUAUCGUUUCUCGAAAACUAUCACAAAACCUUCAGGCUGUGCGAGAGGCUUGGCUGAGCAAGCAGUCACUGGACCCCACGAUUGCCAGCCGCGUGUUCUUCGUACACAAAUUACGAAGAGUGUACGAUGUGACUACCGUCCGCAGUCUGGGAAUCAAGGUGGACUCCUAUGGCCGUAUUAUGGCUGAUGGACCUUUCGCCAACACCGACAACGAGCACGCCGAGAAGAUCCAUAUCGAGGCUGUAACAGAUGAAGCAUGGCAAGAACUGAAGGACAAAAAGGCUGCGAAGGAUCCGCCAAAGCCAAACAAGUACCUAAGCAAUGCUGCAGCUGCGAACGGUAGGGGAGCCAGCACGGAAGGCACACCCGCUGUUGACGGUGAAGCAGUUGUCGAGGAACCUCUGAUCAAGGUCACGCUGAAAGCAAAAGGUCACUCGGACAUCAAGAUCAAAGUGCGGCCGAGUACGACAUUUGUGAAGAUGAUCAAUGCAGCACGGCGAAGUUUCAAGCUCGAUGAUGCGCGGCUUGUUCAUCUUGAAUUCGAUGGUGAAAGGUUGGAGCCGCCAGAAGGGCUUGUCAAAGAUACCGAUAUCUCGGACAUGGAUUGUAUCGAUGUUCAUAUCAAGUAA